AUGUCUACCAUACAAAGAAAAGGCAGCAGCCACCUAAUCAACAGUUUGCACACCUGUAGACUGAAGCUUCCAGAGGAACAGCAACAUCAAGAAAAAUCUAUCAUUGCUCAACCAAUAUUUGUCUUUGAAAAGAGAGAACAAACUUUUAAGAGACCUGCAGAAGACAUCCUGUACGAAGCAGCAGAAUGUGAAUGCAAUGAGUUUUCAAGAAAGCGUUUCCGGGCUUCAUCUUUUACUUGGCAUACUACAGAUUCUCAGAACCAAGGAGUGAAGAAAAACAAUGUUUUUAUGACAUCAAACUCUGUGCAAAGGAAUGCUGAUCUGAACAGUACAGAACAAGGUCCUGUGAAACAUUCUGAGCUUGUUCUAAGACCUGCUAUUUUGCAGCCUCCUCAAGCUCAAGGGUACAUAAAAGUGAGAAAAUCAUUUGGACACAAUGUGUUGGAAUCCUGUAAGGUUAAAGAAAAAAACAAAAGUAAGAUUUAUGAGGGGAACUCCUGUUUGCUAAGUGAAAACUUACCAAGUGCCAGAAUUUCAAUCCAGCUGUCUACUAACCAGAAUGCUUUAGGUACUACAUCACUACGAUGUCAACCAAAUGAAGAUAAAUAUUCUAUGAAAAGCUGCAGUUCUGAUUUUGUUUUUGGAGAAAACAUGGUAGAAAGAGUUUUGGGCACUCAAAAACUCACUCAGCCUCAACUCGAAAGUGAUUUAUACAUCAAGGAAAAACCAUUCAAAUUCACUGUAAAAAUUCCUAUCAACUCUCCAAACUCAAGAACAGACACUAUUGAAAAUAUAUCCCUAAUUGAAUCAGCUACUGCUUUCUCUUUUAAACCAUCACCAAAAUGUUUGCUGGAGAAAAUUGAUGUUAUAACUGGGGAGGAGGCAGAACACAAUGUGUUAGAGAUCAACUGCAAGCUUUUUAUAUUCAACAAAACAACACAAUCCUGGACUGAAAGGGGCAGAGGAGCUUUGAGACUGAAUGACACAGCAAGCAGUGAUUGUGGAACGUUCCAGUCAAGAUUAAUUAUGCGCAAUCAAGGCAGCCUGAGGCUGAUUCUCAACAGCAAACUCUGGGCUCAGAUGCAGAUUCAAAGAGCAAAUCACAAAAAUUUACAAAUAACAGCUACCGAUUUAGAAGACUAUAACGUCAAAGUGUUUUUAAUUCAGGCCAGUGCCAAAGACACAGGAUGUAUGCAUGCAGCCAUCCAUCACCGUCUUGUUGCACUUCGAAGCUUCGACAAGCAGACAGAUGCAAAUCAAACUGAAAGCCAUUCAGAGACAGUUCUCCAACAGUUUAACUAUGAUAGCUGUGAUGAGGAUGAAGAGGAUCUCAUCCAAGCUACUAAAACUAGAUCAGAUUGUUCUAGGUGGACCCACAGACAGUCAGUUGCCUGUUCAUGA
Molecule: messenger RNA, 1401 nt
Organism: Rangifer tarandus platyrhynchus (Svalbard reindeer)
Lineage: Eukaryota; Metazoa; Chordata; Mammalia; Artiodactyla; Cervidae
Source: the annotation of a GenBank genome assembly